UGAUACGUUUGCGAUCCGGCGCAUGAAUCCCGCGCACGGGCAGUGCCUGUGCGCGCGUAUGCGUGAGGCCCCGCAUUCAAACAGCGUAGGCUUCGUGUUACGUAACACCGUGGCCUAUGUGACAACCAUACCGGGGACCAUAAAACCAUUCCGCUGUGUCCGGAGUGACCAUGUUCGGGACACACGCACGCGCCUUCGUUCGCGGUUUGCACCUCCGGUCCGCAGCGAGACAACAGCAGCAGCAGCAGCUCGCGGGAGCGAAGUGAACCGAGAAGAUGCGACUGAGGUGGGCAGUUUAAAUGAAAAGUUAUGUCAUAAAAAAAAAGAUCCGCGGCCGAUGCGAAUCCUGAUGAGCAGCAGAUGCGACCUGCAGGAGGCUCCAGCUUCUGGAUGCAGCUGAUCGACACCCAGCAGUUUACGCCACACUGUCCUUUUCGACCCCCACUCGAUGAGGACAAAGAAGGAAAUAUAUGGACGAAACCAGAGGACAAGCAUAUGACGAGGGCCUCGGGACUCCCUCUAGGGGCGCAGCCGUGUCUGUGCAGCCCAACCGGCCAAAGAAACAACAACAGCUACGGUCUCCAGCGCGAGUCUCCCGGAAGGAGAAAACACAAAACCCUGCCCAGGAAGUUGCCCAAACGCAAGAGCCGCUUCAAACGCUCGGAUGGCAGCACAUCCUCUGACACAACGUCCAGCUUCAUCAAACGCCAGGGGUCAGCUGAUUCGUACACCAGUAGGCCGUCGGAUUCAGACCUGUCAGCAGAGGAGGACCGCGAGGCGUAUCGGCGUGAAGCCGAGCGCCAGGCACAACUGCAGCUCGACAGAGCUAAGUCCAAACCCGUAGCGUUUGCAGUAAAGACCAACGUGAGUUACUGCGGCGCUCUGGAUGAGGACUGUCCCGUCCAAGGAGCUGCGGUCAACUUUGACGCCAAAGACUUCCUGCACAUCAAAGAAAAGUACAACAAUGACUGGUGGAUCGGCCGGCUGGUGAAGGAGGGAGCGGACGUCACCUUCAUCCCCAGCCCUCUGCGUCUGGAGGCCAUGAGGCUCAAGCAGGAGCAGAAGCAAAGGAAAACGGGGGGCAACUCCUCCAGUUUAGGGGACAUGGUGACGGGGAAUCGGAGGACCACACCACCAUCUGCAGGUGAAUCCAAACAGAAGCAAAAACAGGAGCACGUCCCCCCCUACGACGUGGUGCCCUCCAUGAGGCCGGUGGUCCUCGUGGGACCAUCGCUGAAGGGCUAUGAGGUGACGGACAUGAUGCAGAAGGCUCUCUUUGACUUCCUGAAACACAGAUUCGAGGGAAGAAUCUCAAUCACUCGUGUGACUGCCGACCUGUCCUUAGCCAAGAGAUCCGUCCUCAACAAACGACCCAUGAUGGAGCGAUCCAACACCCGCUCCAGCCUAGCGGAGGUUCAGAGUGAGAUCGAGAGGAUAUUUGAACUCGCCAAAACUCUGCAGCUGGUGAUUCUGGACGCGGACACCAUCAACCACCCAGCACAGCUCGCCAAAACCUCCCUCGCGCCCAUCAUCGUCUACGUCAAAGUUUCCUCGCCGAAGGUGCUCCAGAGGCUGGUCAAAUCCAGGGGGAAGUCCCAGAGCAAGCACCUGAACGUGCAGAUGAUGGCUGCAGACAAAUCUCCCCAGUGCCCCCCCGAUAUGUUUGAUGUCAUUUUGGACGAGAACCAGCUGGAAGACGCCUGUGAGCAUUUGGCUGAAUACCUGGAGAUCUACUGGCGUGCCACUCACCUGCCGGGCCACGCCCCUCUCAACCCCCUAUUGGAGCCCAGUCUGACUCCGCCCUCCGCCAUCUCCAGCCUGCAGAACAAGAACCAGCCGCAGCCUUGUGAGCCGGAGGGCCUGCAGGCCGAGGAGGAAGAGGAGGAGGAGGAGGAGGAGGCGGGCGAGGAAGCCCCCUCCCCCCUGGAGCAGGACAGCCUCAUGCCGUCCGACGAGGCCAGCGACUCCCUGUCUCGCGGCCGCAGGGCGAGCCCGUGCCCCAGGGGGGGCGAGGAGGAAGAAGAGGCAGAAGGAGAAGAGGAGGAGGAGGAGGACGACGAGUACGCCUCCCCCUGCCACGCUCGCACGUACAGGGACGUGUACCCCCCCCGCCGGGGGCACGCCGGCGGCGCCCACGGCGCCAACGGGCACGAGUCACAGGACAGGCUGCUCCAACGCGAAGCCCAGCGGGGCCACAACCAGAGGAACAACCGCCAGCGCAGCCGGCCCUGGCCCCGGGACACCUACUGAGGAGCGACCCCCCCUGACCCCCGGGACACCUACUGAGCCCCCCCCCCCCCCUGCAGAAUCACCACGUUCCAAAAACAAAACCAUUAAGCCCCUAAAUAUAAAAAGAGCUGGAAAGCCAGACCCGGAUGUCCAGUUCGUCCACGUUCCA
Molecule: messenger RNA, 2398 nt
Organism: Gasterosteus aculeatus aculeatus (three-spined stickleback)
Lineage: Eukaryota; Metazoa; Chordata; Actinopteri; Perciformes; Gasterosteidae
Source: RefSeq, a predicted model, not a curated record